Molecule: messenger RNA, 1848 nt
Organism: Lodderomyces beijingensis
Lineage: Eukaryota; Fungi; Ascomycota; Pichiomycetes; Serinales; Debaryomycetaceae
Source: the annotation of a GenBank genome assembly
AUGGUCCUUUUUGCAACUAUAAACAGGCUAGCGAACCCCAACACGGGCGUGGGUCUCACGGGUUCGCGCAGAAGACGAAUAUUCGUCCCCCCAUCGACACAGCAACCGUUGUUCAGCUACGGCGCCGACGACGACCAGCGCUCCUUUCUUUCAUUAAUAGAAAACGGGUCCGAAUUCGAUGCAGAGGAAGAUGUAAGCGAUACAGCGAGCGUCUCGACGUCGCGCUCGCUACCGGACUCGUUCACGAGUAUCCAGACUUCAAGCGACCAGGAGCUGUUCCAAUCGUGGCUCGUCGAGGAACAUCAGCGGCGAUUAUCUGCUGCGCCGUCGCAUGAUGAGGAAGACCAGGUGUAUGAGGUACGUCCCGGUUGGGGCAGAAGGCGACCGAGCGCGGCGACGUCGUCGUCGUCGAAGAUCAGCAGGCGGAACUUCACCAAGCUUCGCACCAACCCCGUUCUCGAGGCGCAGGUGUUGAUGCGCCAUUCGUCACCUUUGAUCUUGACUUUUAUCCUUGAGCAUUUCUUCUCGGUGGUGUGCUUGAUUGUGGUGGGCAAAUUGGGCACGAAACAGUUGGCUGCUGUCAGCUUGGCGACCAUGACGAGCACGAUUACGUUUGCCAUUUUCGAAGGCACCGCCACGGCGUUGGAUACGCUAUGUCCGCAAGCUUACGGCGCGGGCAAUUUGGAGCUUGUGAGUGUAUUCGUCCAGAGAAGCUACUUAAUCUCACUUGCGUUUUUCGUCCCCUGCGGUGUCUUUUGGUGGUUUUCGGGCUCGGUGCUCAAGUUUGUGAUUGACGACGCCGAGGUUGUCCAUCUCACAUCCCAGUUUUUGCGGAUAUUGAUCUUGGGCGCGCCCGGGUACAUCUUGUUUGAGAAUGGCAAGCGGUUCCUACAGGCUCAGGGGAUCUUUGAAGCGAGCACGGGGAUAAUGUUUAUUAGUGCGCCCAUCAACAUUUUCGUCUCCUGGGUGCUUGUAUGGAACCCCCAAUAUGGCAUGGGGUUCAUUGGCGCGCCCAUUGCGGCAGUGGGCAACUUCUGGCUCGUGCUGAUCUUGCUUGUCGUGUAUGUCCGCUUCAUCGACGGAAGCAAGUGUUGGUUCGGGUUAGCGCUGGCGAGAGAGCUUUUCUCGCAUUGGGGGCAGAUCAUCUACUUGGCGAUACCGGGCAUCAUCAUGAUCGAGCUGGAGUACAUGGCGUACGAGAUCAUGACCUUGUUCGCGAGCUACUUCGGCACCAAGCCGCUCGCGGCGCAGAGCGCCGUCUCGAGCAUCGCCUCCUUGGCGUACAUGGUGCCCUUUGCUGUGAGCAUCGCUGCGUCUACACGAGUCGCGAAUUUCAUCGGGGGCCAAAACUUGAGCGGCGCCGUCACUGCUACAAAGACUGGCAUGCUCGGUGGACUCGUCGCCGCGAGCUUCAAUUGUUUCAUCUUGUUUACGUUUCGAUUCCAGUUGGCGCGCGUGUUCACCGACGACCCCGAGGUCAUCACUUUGAUCACCCAGCUCUUGAACCCGCUUGUUGCUAUCCUCCAGAUAUUCGACGGGUGCGCUGCUGUUGACUCGGGGAUCCUACGUGCUCAGGGAGCGCAAAAGCUCGGGGGGUUGAUUAAUUUCAUUGCCUAUUAUGCGUUUGCGCUACCCUUGGCGUUGAUCUUGAGCAAGAAUUUGGGAUGGCAGUUGUACGGGUUGUGGAUUGGUGUCGGGCUGGGGAUGUUUGCCAUUGCGGUGACGGAGACCAUUGUUAUUUUGUCUAGCGAUUGGGAUCAGAUUUUGUUGCGCGCCGGCUUACUUGAUGAGUUUGAGGAUGACGAUGAUGAUGACGACGAGGGCAUUAUAGGUGGAAUUUUUGGGUAA